UUUUCAAUUAUCAUUGACUGUUGUAUUUAUAUUUACUUUUUGUCAUAGAUGACUGAUAUAUAAUUGCUUUUUUUAAUCCUGUUUAUCUAACAGCUAACUAGCUAGUAGGUAGUAUUUAGCUAGACCACUGUUUCUAGGGGCUGACAUAUAAUUAUUUUUGUUCAGUGCUAUUGGAUGCUUUUUUUAUUGUGGUAAUCGUAAGAAGCCUGUAAUGAUCUAAUUGGAAAAAUAUUUUAUUUCUUCGUUUAUCUUUAAUAAAUAUAUAAUAACUCUCACUUAUAUUUUUUGGGAGCUUGCUGAAUUAUUUUUGACAAACAGUGAUAUGGUUGAUUAAGGUUUUCUGUGCUCAAUCAAAAUAAUUAUGAAUGCCAUGUCGUGGAGUGUUGAAGACGAGGCUGUUAUAGCCACUAAUACCGAUGCUACCGAAUGUAAACGAUGCGCAGUUGAUCUAGGCUACUGGAAAGAUGAAUACAUCACAUAUUUUGCUAAACACGUCGACAGAAAGGCACCAGAGAUAAACCGCGGUUACUAUGCUAGAGUGAAAGCAUUAGAGAUGUUUAUACACCAGUUUCUGGAACGAUGUGGCACAAAGUGCCAGAUUAUUAAUCUGGGCUGUGGAUUCGACACCCUGUAUUGGCGGCUCAAAGAUACCACGCAGGCCGUCAGCAAUUUUGUGGAGUUGGACUACCCUUCCGUGAUCAGCAAGAAGUGUCAAAUCAUCAAGCGGAAUAAAGCUCUGCUGGAGAAGAUCUGCACCGAAGACGGCGAGGUGGUGGUGCGCAGUGGCGACCUGCACGCCGAGGGUUACCACCUAGCGGGCUGUGACCUGUCCAACGUGGCCGAGGUGGCCCGCAAGUUAGCCGGCGCCGGCGUGCGAGGUGACGCGCCCGCCCUGCUGCUGGCCGAGUGCGUGCUGGUGUACCUGCGGCCGGUCGCCGCCGACGCUCUGCUGGCGCACCUCGCCGCCGCCUUCCCGCGUUGCGUGCUGUUGCUGUACGAACAGUGCAACCUCGCCGACCGCUUCGGCGAGGUGAUGCUGCGCAACCUGAGCGCGCGCGGCUGUGCUCUCGCCGGUGAGCGAUUCUGCCGCGACCCCGCGGCGCAGGAGCGACGCCUCCUGGCCGCCGGUUUCGAGGCCGCGCGCUGCUGGGACAUGGAGACCGUGUGGCGUGCCUUUCCCGAGGAGGAGCGCGCGCGCGUCGAGGCGCUGGAGAUGCUGGACGAGCGCGAGCUGCUGCAGCAGCUGCACGCGCACUACGCGCUGACGGUGGCCACGCGCGGCGCGCUCUUUGCCGACCUCGACCUCAACUGCUAGAAGCCGCUUCGCCGCUGUCCACGCACCUGGCCGGGUCGAGUUACGGAUGCUCUAUCUGCUCGUAGAUGAUUUUCCUUUUUGAUCUAGAGAUUAUUGUCAUUAGUAAUAUUACGAGUUGUUAUGGUAAUAGUAUAUUUCAUUACGAGUGCGGAGAGCCGGAAAGUUGCAAUGACGGUUCCGCCUGUGAAUGAUUUUUAAUACAGUUGCGAAAAAACUAAGCACUUUGAUAAACUAUUAGAUUUUUUCUUUUCUCUCCACGCAAUAAAUUUGUCGUAUGUGGAUAUGUAGCGACUUUUUGACUUUUCCGGAAAAAUGUUCUCCAAAGCAUUUUGUGCAAUUAUACUGAGUUACGGUGGUGUUAAUUCAAAUAAAAUAUCGUCGAAAUUACUCAUUUUGUGCAACAAACAACUAAACUCGCCAAGAACAUUUUUUUAAAUGGCGCCAACCGUAAAAUCGUCUGCCGGGUAGGCAAAGCAAACGAUGCCCAUACAGCCGAGUCUUCAGUAGAUUUUUUUUAUUGAUAUGAAAUGAAACCUAAACUAACUCAUUGAAUCAAAUCAUUAAAUCUGAUACUGAAACAAACAACUUUACUUUUUGAGCAACUGUAUUAAAAAUAUGUAUGCAGAAUAAAUUCAUUAUAAAAGUAACCGUUGUUGUAAUAGCAAUGUGUCAAACAAUACUUGGAGUGAGUCAGACUCAUCAUCGUUUAUGAAUAUUGGUACUGUUAAUGAGUAAGUCAUAUUGUUUCAGGAAUCUUCUUUUAUUUAUAAAAAGGUCAAUAAAUGUUUGAUGUUACAAAUAUAUUUUUGUUUAAAUAAAUGUGCUAUUUUAAUGUCUAA
Molecule: messenger RNA, 2154 nt
Organism: Pieris napi
Lineage: Eukaryota; Metazoa; Arthropoda; Insecta; Lepidoptera; Pieridae
Product: leucine carboxyl methyltransferase 1
Exons: 3
Coding region: 362-1315 (317 amino acids)
Biological process (GO): C-terminal protein methylation
Cellular component (GO): cytosol
Molecular function (GO): protein C-terminal leucine carboxyl O-methyltransferase activity
Source: RefSeq, a predicted model, not a curated record